Molecule: messenger RNA, 512 nt
Organism: Phalaenopsis equestris
Lineage: Eukaryota; Viridiplantae; Streptophyta; Magnoliopsida; Asparagales; Orchidaceae
Product: elongin-C-like
Exons: 2
Coding region: 212-505 (97 amino acids)
Biological process (GO): ubiquitin-dependent protein catabolic process
Cellular component (GO): elongin complex
Molecular function (GO): protein-macromolecule adaptor activity
Source: RefSeq, a predicted model, not a curated record
UUGUAUUCUUGCAUUCGACUCCCGUUCAACUCUGGCAGCGGUCUCCGGAUGAAAUAAGCGCUCGAUCGAAAAAGGCUCAUUUACAGCCGCCAUGGGCAAUGGUCGUCUUCCAUGCGCUCCUUUAUAACGGAUCGCAACUGCGCCGAGGCCGCGGAACCGUGGACCCGUCGUAUUGAGGAGAACGGGAGCUAACUAGAGAGAGAAAAAAGAGAUGAAGAAGGAGGAGACGGUGAAGCUCAUCAGCGCCGAGGGCUUCGAGUUUGUUGUCGACAAGAAAGCUGCCAUGGUCUCCCACACGAUCCGCAAUAUGCUCACUUCUCCAGGUAGUUUCGCGGAGACGCAGCACGGCGAGGUUACUUUCCCAGAGAUUAGUACUCCAAUUCUGGAGAAGAUCUGCCAAUAUUUCUAUUGGUCGCUUCAAUUUGCCAGGUACCUGUUCAUCAUCUUCUUAUUUUUCAUAAUUUUCUUUCUGAACUGCAAUUUCAUAUACCUUAAAAUUAACUAGACCUGGA